AUCCACCAAACAUGACGUCCACAACGACCCGCAGCCCAUUGGGGCUUGCAUUGAAUCUGAAUGAAUUCACUAAUGUCGUCUUUUCAACUUAUAGCCCCACCGGAGGGGUCCAAUCGAUUUGAGACCUUCCUUCCCUAUCGGUGACGAAGCUACAGCUACAUUCACAGCAACCGCUUAAUUUCGCCCCGAUCGAUUUAAAGAUUGCAGUAUCUAAAUUGAUACUUUAGAUACCUGUUGAAGACGAGGAGAAUCACGAGAAAAAGACGCGUUACUACCAACAUCCUGAACGCGUUUGAAGGCCAGUUGAACGAUCGUCCAGCCCGAAUAGCUUCGAUACUUUUGCUUUUCUCACCGGAAUUCCAAACCCCACUUCGAAAAUACAAAAACGUUAACACGACCUGUUUCCAAUUCCGCCGCAAAGAUGCUAUUUGAAUACCUAGCUACCGAGCUGGUCCUCCAGGUUUUCUUUUCCUGCAACUCCGUCACCGAUGUACUCGCGCUCUCCACCACCUGCCACCGGUUCCGUAACAUAUACACGUCCUCCCAGAAACUCGCCAUCCUCGAAAAGGCCGCCGAAACACAGUUUGGGCCCCUGCAAGACAUCACGCAACUCCUAACGCAUAACGCCAGCCAACCCGCCCAUAUCAUCCGCCCAGUCCCCUUCUCGGCCGCCUUGUUGAAGCAAAUAGUACGAUCCGGUCGCGUCGCUGAGAAAUGGUGCGACAUAUACCCGUUCAAGAAAUGGAAGCACAACUACGAAAGCCGCCGUCUCCUAACGAAUGAGGAACGGUAUCGUCUCAGAAGGGCCAUCUACCGCCUAUGGCUCUACUCGCGCGCCUUCCACAACCCAGACCACUCACGCGAACUCCGAGCCACGAGACCCGUCCUCCUCAAACGUGCCGCCCUUCUACACAACUGGAACACAUGGGAGCUCGCCGAGAUCGCAGACGUCCAAGCCGUGAUCCGCGACGUGGUACAGAGCAACAUCUGCCCCUCAAACGGCACCAUUGCCCGCAAAUUCAAGAAACGACAUCCAGGCCAGGAACACUCCCUGCUCUUCAACAUGCACCUAAACUACCCUCCAUCCGCGCCAUCAAUCCACAAUCCCUUCGCCGCUCCAAACAUCCUCUCCUCGCACUUCAACACAUCAACAUACACCUCCCGCUACGGCCCCUCCAAAUACAGCACCCAUCCAAACCACGAAGUGGGUGCCGAGGGCUGGGGCGACGACAUCUCGCACUACUACGUCAUUGAAGAUGCGCUGAAACUGGACCCGGAGCAGAUUCUGUGGCUUAAGGAGAAUGCGCCGCUGAAGGGCAUGGUGGAGAGUUAUGUGAGGAGUCUGGGCGAUUACUGGUUUGAGAAUAACGGCGAGACGUGGGGGCAGACGCUGGAAUGGGUGCUGGAUGAGCGGGGGGAGGAUGUUUGUGUGUUUCGCGAGGGGAUUGUGGACGGGGAGUUGGGGGUUGCUGUUUGUUAG
Messenger RNA from Dothidotthia symphoricarpi CBS 119687, 1480 nucleotides. RefSeq lists its product as uncharacterized. The coding region runs from base 422 to 1480 and encodes 352 amino acids. The transcript has a single exon. The record is from RefSeq and is a predicted model, not a curated record. NCBI's taxonomy places the organism in Eukaryota, Fungi, Ascomycota, Dothideomycetes, Pleosporales, Dothidotthiaceae.